AUGGGAGAAACAGUUCACUUCUUGCCCUUAAUGAGGGAUCUAAGUGAGGAUUCAAAUAGUUGUAGCUGGUCAAUGUAUUGUGGUGAUAAGAAUUUGCCAUAUGGGCAAUAUCAGAACGGUUUCUCGAUGAGACCUACAACGGAUUCUUCUUACGCUGGAUACGAGAGAGAUUUUCUUAAACAAACAAUGAUUGAACACGAAGCCGUAUUUAAGAAUCAGGUUUAUGAACUUCACCGUUUGUAUAGAACACAGAAGAACUUGAUGGAUCAAGUAAGGGGAAAGAGCUUUAUUGAACAGAUGAGCGAGUCUGAACGUACACCGGAAAGUGCUAUUAAACGUGAGCUUCCUGGAUUUCUCUUGGGAAACUCGAUAUGUGGUGAAGGAAGCAGCUCUCAAGCUUGUAAUGUUCCUAUGCAAAAUGGGAUUAGUUCAAAGGACGAGGAGGUGUUAGAAGUUAGACCUGUGAAGGUCAGGAGGAAAAUGAUUGAUCUUCAACUCCCACCAGAUGAGAAUCUCGAUACAGAUGGUGAGAAUACGUCUUGUCCUCCUUAUGAGCAGUCAAAAGCAGGAAAAGAAGUUGGUGAAAAGCUCUUCCUUGAAAGAGGCAAUGCUUCUUAUCGGAAUGGUUCUUCUGGGUCUUCUUUGGUUAUGAAGAACCCAAAUGGACUAACAGACUUGAACGAGCCAGUCCAAUGCCAAGAAUCAGUACCUGUUCCUUCUUCCAGGGAUAUAUGUUCUCUUUAUGGAAGAAACAUUGCACAUGUGCAAGGCCAGUGGUUGGAAAAAAGUACAAGUCAAAAUGGAUGGAUGGUUCCAGAAGCAGGGUAUGGAAAAGGCACUCCAAGAGACAAGUUAUGUCUUCCUUCUCAUUCGGUUCAAGUUCUUUCUAACAGUGCAUUUCAACCUCUGGGCUAUCCUUCAACUGAUCAUAGGAAGUUAUUGGGAGAAAGAGCAUCUUUCGAAUGGGAUGCUCGUCAACGGAAGCCUGAAGUUUCCUAUGACAGCUAUGUGGAAUCAAGUGUGGCAUCAAAUGCUCCAAGCUUGCAACAUGGCUACCUCGCUGAAUCUGUCAGACCUUGGAGCCAUUGGAUUUCGUCAUGGGAGAACCGAAGUAGCAGCUCAGUGCAGAAAUCCUUGCCACUUCAAACGAAUCCUUUCUUGAAUUUUAAUACACAGGCAAGAGCAGAUUCAACUUCUGAGAUGAGAAGCCAUGAUUAUCAAGGAUUCUCUUCAGGGUCGAAGGAAACUACUGCCUUUCAUUUUCCAUCAGGAAACUUUAACCAUCUUAACAACGGCCCACAAGGGGUUGUUACAAAUGGUUCUUUGAGUGAGGUUUUGAAGCAUCGGAGUCUUGAAAACCUUCAAGGACCAAAAAAGCAGGAGUGCUCUGCUGGGUUGCCCUGGAUGAAACCUAAGCUCCUGAACAAAAAUAAAAUAACCAAUGGCGGUUUGGAUUUGAAUGCCUCUGCAAAUCAAUUCAUGGAUGGAAGUGAUGUGGGUGACGGCUCAAAUUAUGUAUAUCCUCACAACGGUUUGAGGUCUGUUUCAUGUUCUAAUGGCGCCAACUUGGGACAUGUUGAAAUGGCUGACUCAGAGAGUAGUAGAAAGAUUCUUGGAUUCCCGAAGUCUCAAAAGCGUUCUAUUUGCGAGGAGGAGCACCCUUCUCUUAUCCUUUCUUCUGUGUGUAGCACUGAUCCACCCAGGGAAGUAAACACCUUGGUGAAGAGAAACCUCGAUAUCAACUUGCCAUGUGAAGCCUCAGUUUCUGAAGACAAGGUACAAGGUAAAAAAGCUGCCACUUACGGGCACUACAUUGACUUGAAUUUAUGUGCUAGCGAGGAUGAAGAUUCCGGGUUGUGUUCUAAUUCAAGAGUGGAAAGAAAAGCAACUACUUUGAUAGAUUUGGAAGCUCCCCCCACUCUUGAUAGUGAUGAGGAAAGUGAGAAAUUGCCAGAGAAGAGAGAUGAAGAAAACUGUGGAUCAGAGAAACGUGACUCUGUGGAUGAACUCAUCAAGGCAGCAGCCGAAGCUAUAGUCACCUUAUCACUGUCUCACCAUGGCCGUGAUACUGAUGAAGCUGCUUCCUCUUCAACCGAUGCAGUUGCUAAGGACCCGCUCUCUUGGUUUGUGAACACAAUAGCUUCUUGUGGCAAUGAUUUGGAAAAACAGAUUGAUGCUUGUUUUGAAGCCAGAGAUUGUGAAGGCUGCCGUGAAGAAUGUUCUUCAGGGGAGUUUGAUUACUUCGAGGCAAUGACUCUGAACUUACCCCUGUCCAAAGAAGAAGACUACAUGCCAACGCCUUUAGUCCCCGAACAUCUGAAAUUCGAUGGGACGGGUCAAAUGGGCAUCACAGCGAACCGGCCAAGAAGAGGUCAAGCAAGACGAGGAAGACCAAGGCGGGAUUUCCAAAGGGAUAUUCUCCCUGGGCUUGCUUCUCUGUCUAGGCUCGAAGUAACUGAAGAUCUUCAAAUGUUUGGGGGACUAAUGAAAGCCACAGGUUACAAUUGGAACUCAGGAGUGGCCCGAAGGAGCUCAAACCGGGGUGGGUCUAGCCGAGGAAGAAAGCGACUGGUCAGCAACAUUAGCAGAGCUCCGGUAUGCUCUUCUUUGGUGCAGCCAAUGAACAACAGUGUACAAAUGGUGGGACUCGAAGAUAGGAGCCUUACAGGAUGGGGAAACGCAACCAGAAGACCAAGGCGACAAAGAUGCCCAGCAGGUACUCCCCCAACUGUGAUAUUAACAUAA
This is a messenger RNA of Arabis nemorensis, 2745 nucleotides long. NCBI's taxonomy places the organism in Eukaryota, Viridiplantae, Streptophyta, Magnoliopsida, Brassicales, Brassicaceae. The record is from the annotation of a GenBank genome assembly.